AAAAACGAAGUCACCGUGCAUCGCGUAGUAGUAAAUGAAAGAAGCAAAGAUAUUGUUGGUCUUUUCUUUCAAAUGCCGCGAGGUUGUGAAGUGUAGUUCUCUCGAUUUGCUCGCAGCAGCAACCCAAAUAGCAGCCGGGAGAAUAUUGUUCGUCCGUCAGUGACUGGCAGCGCGGCCAUGUUUGAGUACGGUUUGUUAAAUUGCGGUGAAAAAGUGUACGGUUUGUUCCGCUAGUUUUCGCUGCGUUCGCUGCUCAGUGACAUUUUUGACAUUUAAAGGACCAUAAACGUCGCGGGUAACCAACAAACAAAAAGGUGCAUUUGACGGCCGUCAAAGAAUUCUGUAUUUACUGCGGCCCACAAAGCAGCAGUCUUCAUCCGAGCCGGGGAACUGCAGCUUUUUCGCUUCCAAUAACAUCGAACGAAACCCUGCGCAACUGUACUAGGACGGAGUGGAGGAUUAUCUAAAUCGCCAGUGCGAUUACGGCGCAGGAGGCGAACUAUGAAGAAAAUAGUGCAACCAGUGCGAAAGGUUUUUGGAACACCCACAACAACGAUUCAUCCGCAGCAGCAGCAACAACAACAGCACCAGCAACAAAGCACAAUGCAGAUGAACGCAGUACGAAAGAUCAACAGCCUCCUGCAAAGCGGCGCUGUCAGUGUAACCGGUAUAUCCGGUAGCCAAGCACGAAUGAUGCCGAAAAAACCGCUGAAUAGUCAGCAGACUAGCGUCUCGAUAACCACCACCAAUAGUUAUGUUUCUAAGCAGCAGAAAUGUUAUGUCUGUGGCGACAACGCCGGCAUCAAUGCGACCCUUUUGACAGAGGCGUCCACAGCAACUUCACAAACCGAGUUCACUUCGAAAAUAGCAAAAAUAGUUGGCGAAGGAUACAUGGUCAUCAUUGGGACAGAUGAUGUCGUAUGCAGGCGCUGCAUAACGCUAUUUAACCAAAUGGAUAAACUAGAAACCGAUCUAGAACACGUGCGUAACACGCUAACAAAUUAUAUUCAUAAAAAAUAUAAUAUAUUAGACGAUGACCCGGGAAUCGCUCCACCACCGGCGAAAAUACAACGGCUGGGAGGUAGUACUGUGGUUGGAACGGCUGCAACGACAUACAGUAUAAAGACCGUGAACGACUCAGGCCAAGAAAUAACAGACGUGUCCAGAAAAACCAAUACUUCCGGUACACUAUCGGAUCUGACAAACAGCGGCAUGGAUAUCGAAAGUCAAUUGUCAAACAUGUUCGAUAAACCGCAGCAAAUUGUCACGCAGCAGAUACAGCCACAACAGCAGCAACAAAUACAGACGACUAACAACGGAGCCAAUAUUAAUAGUAGCACCGUACAGCAGCAGCACACACCUACAGCAACAAUUCGCCGAAAUCCGAUAAAAAUGUACAAGUGCAUGUCCUGCGAUUUCAAGACACAAGAUCUUACUCAAUUCCAACCUCACUACGAACAGUGCAAAGCAAACCAGCCUCCUGCAGCGUCAACUGCCACCGCCACAACGACCACAUCGUCUGCCUACCGCUGCAAGUUGUGCAAAAAGAUCUUCGCUUCUGUAGCGCUGCUAAAGCAACACAAUGCCCAAGAACAUCAGAAUUCUGUACAGCCGCAGCAAGCGCAGUCUAACGAAAUCAAAAUCGUAGAACAACAGAACCCAGCGACGACGGUAACACAGCUGUAUGCCUGUAACAUGUGCACUUAUAAAACUCCAGACAAGCAGAAUCACGACGACCAUCUUCGGAAACACAUCAAACUGAAACCAUUCAAAUGUCGAGUCUGUCUGAUGCGAUUUGAAACGCGCGAGCAGGCUUCGAUUCACGCUAAGAAUCAUCAACCUGACUACUUCAAGUGCGGCAUAUGUAAUGUUACGUUUAACAAACGUGAACUGUUAAUGAAACAUUUAGAGACCCACGAGAACGUUAAGAAGCAUGUCCCAAUACAGAAACACACUACGAUCACGACAGUUUCGCCAUCGGUUCAGGUUCAACAGCAGCAGCAACAGCAAAUCAUCCACCAACAGUCGCAGCAGCAUCAACCGCCACAAAUACACAUCAAGAGCGACAUGCCAGUAACAGUAAAUCAGGUGGCAGAUUCUUCGACCCAAAAGCUGCUCCAGGCAACAAUCGACGAAGCACUGCGGGAUACGAUCGGAGAAACCAUCGAUGCCAAAUCGAUUCAGUUCCACUCAUGCAAUACGUGCUCCCUGACAUUCCUAAACGAAAAACUCUACACUCAACAUAUGAAAAUGCACUCCGGCAACGCUGGUGUUCAAACGCCGCUUACGGCCACCGGUAAUCAAAGUAUCGGCGGCACGACAAUUACCACUAGCAAAAAACUGAUCUCCGCGAAUGCAUCCUCGUUGAACAAUGGAGGCCAACAGGAUCUUCACGGUAAGCUGCUGGCACCGGGCAGCGGUGGUUCCGGAACAGCACUCACCACCAGCCAUAGCAUCUCGGACGGGGACCUGGAGAGUAUAUUCGAGAAAAUACACUCCGACAAAAGCGAUAUCAAUGCGAGCGACAAUUUGGUCAUUACCAGCCAGGACAACGCCAGCGGUAACAUCACCUACAGCAUUACGCUCGCUCAACAGAAUCAGCAAGGUCAAACAUUUGUACAGCAACAGCAGCAGCAGCAUCAGCAACCUGCAGAAUCGGCGGACAGCAAAAUGAUCACACAAAAUCAGGCUAAACAAAAGGCCGGAGUCAGUAUCGACAUGCCAACGCUUGACCAAGGCGAUGAGCAGCAACAGCAGCAGGGACAAAUCCCGCCCAAACAAGAGACUAUUAACAUGCCCGUUAGCAUGCCAAGCCUGGAUGACGAUGGCGAACAGUCGCAGAAUAGUCAAAACUCGAACGCGGAAGGAGGAGUUCACAUGGAAUUGGAAGGCAUGCAGGAUGCCGAUGGUCAACCGAUAAAGUUUAUUUUGAACGAAAAUGGUCAGAUAUUGCAGCUGGAUAAUCAUAUCCUGACUACCGAUGCCGAGGGAAACCAAAUCCUGGUGCAAGGCACAGAUAGCGAACAGAUUCAACAACUAUUGCAAAGCGUUGGAGUCGUAAUGCAAAGUGGUGAGGGAUUGGGCGAAGGUGAAACGUUACAAAUGAUAAGUGGUGAUGGUCAAACGGGGCAAAUGAUUUUAGUACAAGGCGCUGAUGGGCAGGAACAGUUGAUUGAUGCUUCGCUGCUGAACGCUGAUGGAAACAUUGUGAUCCAGCAAUCUCAAGAAGGGGAAUUAAAUGCUGAAGGAACGCAUAUAACGACUGAAGAUGGUCUGCAGAUUCCAGUGUCAGUGGCGUUUACUACCUCCGGCGAAGUAGAUCAGGAGGGUAACCUAACGGUGUCUAUGGCUGGCAAUGAAGGUGGGGAACAGCAGAUUCAAUUGCAUUUGCAACAAGCUGGUGACGAACAGCAAGAAGGUGAAGGUCAACAGGCUAUCCUUACUGAGAGUGGACAAAUAAUACUGCACACACAAGAACAGGUGGAGGAGCAGCAAAAACAGGAUAACUCGAAUGAGCGAGUUCAGAGCGCGACAAGCAGUGGCUCCAAUACCGGAACAGGAUCUGGUACUGGUGGAAACAGUGCAACGGCAGGCAAUGUACCGAGCACAACAACAACAAGUACAUCCGGUGCCGAUGAGCAGGGACUGUUUAACUUUGAUGAGCUAAUUCAACCCCAAGUCGUUAUAAAACAACAGGUAAGGCGAGAUUGAUCCUAAAACCAAACUUCGACCAACGCAACCACACUCUAUGUUUGUUUGGUUUUGUUUUGUAAAAAAAGUUUAAAACCAGCUUUAGAUAUGUACACACUGAGCAUCUUCAGUUUUUCCGCUCUCCCUUUUAUUCUUUUGAUUACUAAUUUAAACCUUGUAGUAGAGACCCGUAGUUGAUUACGUGUAAACCUACAUUCUAUCAAUAAUAAACAUUUGCACUAUAAUGAAUAAAAACAAACCCAGUUUCGAAAUUAUUUUCAUGAGCACAUCAACACCUCUGCAUAAGGCACUAUAACUGCACAUCGAUCGUGAAGAAAUCUUGUUAGUUACAGUUUAACAAGCAAUCCGUUUAUGUUUUGCGUGAACUACAAAAACACUAAACAGAAAAGGAUGCAAAACAAAAAAUUACAUCAAUAAUGUUUAAUUAUAAGACGCAACUAGUUUUUCUUUAGAAAUUAAUGCCACAGCAAACCUAUAGGCGAGUCCUUAUAAAU
This is a messenger RNA of Sabethes cyaneus, 4205 nucleotides long. RefSeq lists its product as uncharacterized. Gene Ontology annotation, molecular function: DNA-binding transcription factor activity, RNA polymerase II-specific; RNA polymerase II transcription regulatory region sequence-specific DNA binding. Gene Ontology annotation, cellular component: nucleus. The record is from RefSeq and is a predicted model, not a curated record. Gene Ontology annotation, biological process: regulation of transcription by RNA polymerase II. The transcript has 3 exons. Lineage: Eukaryota; Metazoa; Arthropoda; Insecta; Diptera; Culicidae. Bases 502 to 3711 code for a protein of 1069 amino acids.